Molecule: messenger RNA, 776 nt
Organism: Sipha flava (yellow sugarcane aphid)
Lineage: Eukaryota; Metazoa; Arthropoda; Insecta; Hemiptera; Aphididae
Gene: ND-ACP
Product: acyl carrier protein, mitochondrial
Exons: 5
Coding region: 96-617 (173 amino acids)
Biological process (GO): fatty acid biosynthetic process
Cellular component (GO): mitochondrion
Molecular function (GO): acyl binding; acyl carrier activity
Source: RefSeq, a predicted model, not a curated record
GACCUUGAUAAUCAUUCGCGAUCGGAGCUCAUUCAAUCGUGCUGUAGGUCCGAUAUUAUUUCUGUUUGUUUGACGAACAGAUAUUUCGCUAAAUAAUGGCGUCACUAGGAAAAGUUUUGCGCAGUACAUUGUUCACAAGCUCCGGUGCUCGGAUGCUGAGACGCUACCCGCUAGCGUGUACAGGCAAUCGGCUUUUGAGUGAAACAAAAUUCAUCAAUAACCUUAAUCUUCAAAAAUGCAUAGUACCUACGGUGUGUGUUGGUCGACAUUAUUCGGACACAACGGCAGCCAGUCGAAUGUCUAUGAUCGAAAUUGAAAAAAGAGUGCUUAAAACACUUGUGCGGCAUUACAGUGUCAAGCCACCGUUGACUAUUGACCAGAUUAAAAAGCGUGUUCUACUGGUAUUACAGUUAUAUGACAAGGUCAAUCCGGAUAAGCUUACACUUGAAUCACAUUUUAUCAAUGAUUUAGGAUUAGAUUCAUUAGAUCAUGUUGAAGUAAUCAUGGCUAUAGAAGAUGAAUUUGGUUUUGAAAUUCCUGAUGAGGAUGCUGAAAAAUUGCAUAAACCUAAAGAUAUUGUGCAAUAUGUAUGUGACCGUGAAGAUAUUUAUGAUUAAACCAACUAGUCCUAUAUCUUUAUGUUACUGAUUGUAGUUUUUCCAAAUGUAAUAACAACUUAUUGGAACAUCGACACUGAUUUGUAAUUUUUUUUAAGAAUAUAAGUAUAGUAAGUGUUGAAAAAGUUGCUUUGUCUGAAAUACAAUUUUUUUUUUUUU